UCGCUCCUCAUCUCCUUGUUGCCUCGAGUGCGCAGAGCCUUCUCCCAAGACCUGUACCCUGUGCCACGUUUGCGUUGCACCGUUUCACUGCACUCUUGACGCGCAAGACCCUCAUCAGUCAGCGGCGCUAGCCCGCCCAUCAUUGUAACCUCAACCACAACUCUGCUCCCACCCCCGAUCGCCGCAUCUCUUCCUCGACCUCCGCCACCGCCAAUUCCCUCUCCUUCCCUCCCUCUCUCUCUCUCCCUCUCCCUCCCUUCUACUUCUCCACAGUCCCUCGUUAGCUACCACCUCCCACAACCAUGUCUCAAGACGAAAAGGUGAGGUCCUCAGUCGAGGCCUCCCGCGACACUGCUCUGCCAGUCCUGCCCACCGUCAACCCCGAUGCGCAAAAGUCCGCACCUGAGCCGCCGACCUUCCAUCCCGCCGUCUACAUUGCCACAUGGAUCACGCUCAGCUCCAGCACAAUCGUCUUCAACAAGUACAUCCUCGACACGGCCAAGUUCCACUUUCCAAUCUUCCUUACAACAUGGCAUCUGGUCUUUGCGACUAUCAUGACGCAAAUCCUCGCUCGCUUCACCACGAUCCUCGACUCAAGAAAGAAGGUGCCCAUGAACGGCCGUGUCUAUCUGCGAGCUAUUGUCCCUAUUGGUAUCUUCUUCAGCAUGAGUUUGAUCUGCGGUAACCAGGCCUACCUGUACCUGAGUGUGGCCUUUAUCCAGAUGCUCAAGGCUACUAUGCCCGUCGCUGUCUUGCUUACUACCUGGGGUCUCGGUGUCUCGCCUGUCAAUCUGAAGACGCUUGGAAACGUGUCCUUCAUUGUCAUUGGUGUCGUUGUUGCCUCGAUGGGUGAAAUCAAGUUUGUUAUGACUGGUUUCCUGUUCCAGGCCGCUGGUAUCGCUUUCGAAGCUAUCCGCUUGGUCAUGGUCCAGCGUCUGCUCAGCGGUGCCGAUUUCAAGAUGGACCCCCUCGUCUCCCUCUACUACUACGCCCCCGCCUGCGCUGUUAUCAACGGUGCCAUCUUGCUCUUCACUGAGCUUCCUUCGAUGACCAUGGCUGACAUCGACCGCGUCGGUCUCUUCACCCUGUUGGCUAACGCCUCCGUUGCAUUCUUGCUCAAUGUUUCGGUCGUCUUCCUGAUUGGCAAGACCUCGUCGCUCGUCCUCACUCUGUCCGGUGUACUCAAGGACAUCCUCCUCGUCUUCGCCUCCAUGUUCCUCUUCAAGGACCCCGUCAGUCUCCUCCAGGCCUUUGGUUACAGCAUUGCGCUCGGUGGCCUCGUUUACUACAAGCUUGGUGGUGAGAAGCUCAAGGAGUACCUUGGCCAGGGCAGCAUGAAGUGGCAAGAGCUUGGUCACAGCAGGCCUGUUCUCCGCAAGCUCAUGGUUUUCUCCGCCGUCAUCAUCUCCAUGUUCUUCAUCUUUGGCUCCCUUGGACCACGCUAUGCUCCCGAGUCGACCAACCAGGUCUACAACGGUAUCGGCAAACUCAUUGGCGACAAGGCUGUAUAAAGCGUUUUUUCAAUAACCAGUGCACGCUAUCAAAAGUCUUACGCACGCCUGUCGAUGCACUUUACUACAACGUCGCGCCUUCUUCUUCUUCUUUUCUUGUCUUUUUAUUGUCAACUUGGAGCAGGCUCGAGGUGUAUGGUGCUUGGUAUGAUACAUAUAGACUAGUGGGUUUCUCUCAGCCUGAGUGAGCCUGCUUUGGGAAGCUCGUUGAUUCAGGAUGGAGCUUUGGGCACAAUAGGGAAACGAUGAAGUGAUGCGUUUUUGUCGGAUAUAGAUCUUGCAGGCAUUCACAGCGACUGCGAGCGAAAGGUAUAUACCUUCUAGCCACAUAAUGAUAAUGCUUGUGAAGCAA
Messenger RNA from Bipolaris maydis ATCC 48331, 1863 nucleotides. Its product is annotated as triose-phosphate transporter family-domain-containing protein. Gene Ontology annotation, cellular component: Golgi apparatus; trans-Golgi network; endosome. The record is from RefSeq and is a predicted model, not a curated record. Gene Ontology annotation, molecular function: antiporter activity. NCBI's taxonomy places the organism in Eukaryota, Fungi, Ascomycota, Dothideomycetes, Pleosporales, Pleosporaceae.